AUGCCGGCUGACCGACGCUUUCCCUCCAGACGUUCUGUGCGCUUAUUCGAGCGCCCGCCUCCGAACUACAAGGAAUCCUCGCCGGAGAAGGAGGAAAAUGAGAACUCUGCUCAGCAGGACUCUGUUCCGGCGGCGCCACAGACGGAUACGACCAUUGUCACACCUCCCCCUGCGAGCAUGGCCCUUUCCCUUGCGAGCACGACCCGCUCUUCACCACCUGCCUCGGCAUCCACACCUGCAGACUUGAGCUCGAACGAGCACGAGGACGAAUUCGAAGCCGCCUUGGCUUGCUUCUUAGAGACUCAGUUCAGCGCUGACGUGGCCAGCAUCCGCGGCCGCUGCCUGCAUAUAUGCAACGUCGCAACGGCUGCCUGGAAGGCCCUCACGGUCGCGGAGCGGGAACAAUACUUCAACGCAGCCAAACACAAGCAGACGAAGGACUCGCGCGAACAAUCAUCUGUCGCGCAAGAUGACGGCCGAGUGGCGAAGUCGCCGACGCCCCCCAUGCUCAUGCCUGCCGAUUGGUCGGAUCCUCAGUCCCGUUCAACCAUGGAGAAGGUGUAUGGUCUCGAAGAGGCGCAGAGGUUGGAGGGCAGUGUCAGCAUGCACGCGCCUCCGCAUCAGUCCAAGUCACUCCUCGGCGGCUCGCGAUCGACGCGGUCGCGGUCGCUGUCUGACCUCCCCAACCCUCCCCCUGAGCCCACCGCCAUGACUACCACCUGGUCUGAUGCAGGGUAUCGGUUCCCGGAGAUGUCUAGCGACGAUGCCGAUUGGCUCUGGCCUGCCCACCUAUCCAACUCGCUCGUCGGCAGCGCGCGCACGGCAAAGACACGCUCGCUGCCUGACGUCUUCACGCAGGCGGCAGAGUCGAGCUCCAGCGCCACCGUGGGGAACGCCACGCUCUCGCUGUCAGAGCAGUCUUUCCCAGCUGCCAGCAACGACAACUUUGCGCAGGGGUCAAACUUGGGCUGGACCAUCACGGAGAACGACAAGAUUUACAAGCCGCCCACCCGCUCGAACUCGCACUCCCGCCGUCGCGGUGACGACCACAUACCACGUCCUCCCAACUCUUCUAUGUUGUUCAGAUCCGAAUACUGGAAGGAGCAGAAGGCGAACGCCUCCGAGCGUAACCACCGCGAGGUCAGUCGCGCUGCAGCUCGCGAUCGCGCCCGGCAUGAGCUCUCGGAAGCGGGUCGCGGUCACUAUCAGCAGCUCGCAGACCGCUUGAAGGCGGAUCUUAAACGCCAGUAUCCGGGUUACAAGUUCAGCCCUGAGCAUCGCAAGGGGGGUGAUGCGGCAAAGCCCGCUAUUUUCAUGACUCGACAGGAAUGGUGCAAUCACACUGAAGUCGGCCGGUCCGCACGCAUGUGGGCGGCUGUGGGUCUCGCCGCGGGCGGCCGACUCCGACAAACCCCAGCCCUCGUUGCAGGCUCGCGAGCUAGCUUCGCUUGA
This is a messenger RNA of Schizophyllum commune H4-8, 1452 nucleotides long. RefSeq lists its product as uncharacterized. NCBI's taxonomy places the organism in Eukaryota, Fungi, Basidiomycota, Agaricomycetes, Agaricales, Schizophyllaceae. The transcript is spliced from 6 exons. The record is from RefSeq and is a predicted model, not a curated record. The coding region runs from base 1 to 1452 and encodes 483 amino acids.